GAGGUCGGAGUUGGACUCAUGGGCGGUUAAUCCAUCCAAGAGUCAUACUUCUGCAGAUCUCGGUCAAUUCCCUCCGGCGAAUCCACCAAAAUCGCAACCUCCGUCAACGCCGUAAUCUACCCACAACAUCACAUAGAAAACAGGAAUAAUGGAUGGAGGUAUACCUAAUUUCAAAAAGUGGAACAUAUUGUACCCUGUUUACAUAAAUUCAAAGAAGACAAUUGCUGAAGGUAGGAGAAUCUCCGCAGCAAAAGCAUGCGAAAACCCUACGGCCCUGGAAAUUGGUGAUUGCUGUGGUCACCUCAAAAUUCCUUUCGCGAUUGAGCUUGAUAAGGCAUAUCCAAGGGAUUUCAUGCAAGUAGGGAGGGUGAGAGUUUUGCUGAGAAGACCGGAUGGGAGUUUACACAAUCCCCUUGUUGCAUCCAAAAAACAGCUGAUGAUUCGUGUUGCUGAAUUGGUUCCUAGACACCCUGGUAGAACAAAGAAACAAGAACCCGCAGCUACUUCAAACGCUGUACCUACGAAAUCUGGCAAGGGUGGGAAAAAGAAGAGAUAGUUCAGCGACCCAUUCUCCUAUUCAGUCGCAAUCUCUUAUUUUUUUAUGUACGAACUGGUGUAGUUUAAACUAGACCCGUAAUUGACACUUUGUAUGUUGUCCGAUUUAAAGCUAGUUCUAAGCUCCAUGUAAACAGAUCACAAAGGUUUCAGAAAUCUAAU
Molecule: messenger RNA, 717 nt
Organism: Cynara cardunculus var. scolymus (artichoke)
Lineage: Eukaryota; Viridiplantae; Streptophyta; Magnoliopsida; Asterales; Asteraceae
Product: signal recognition particle 19 kDa protein-like
Exons: 4
Coding region: 149-556 (135 amino acids)
Biological process (GO): SRP-dependent cotranslational protein targeting to membrane, signal sequence recognition; SRP-dependent cotranslational protein targeting to membrane
Cellular component (GO): signal recognition particle, endoplasmic reticulum targeting
Molecular function (GO): 7S RNA binding
Source: RefSeq, a predicted model, not a curated record